UGGUUUUUCAAAAGGUGCUCCUUGACAUUGAAAGGAAACUGCAGAAUGCACAUGGAGAAAGGUAGAAAUGGACAAAGGAAACUGGCCCUUCAAUAAUGUACCGAACCAACUUAGACCAUGCAACAAAAUCCAAGCUCUCGAUGUAUCUGUCCAAGAAAACACGCUCCUAAUGUCAACGUGAGGUCGUUAUCUUAAAGCCCUUUUCUUUGUUAAUUUUUUUCUGGAUAAUUUCAUAUUUAAAAUAGCCACAGAUCGUUCAUGAAAUGCAGCCCAAUUAUGCGAUUACAAUCAGUGCACUGCACUCUCAGUGCUAUUGUCUCCUCUUGCAUGACAAUAACAAUGUAUCUAGAGCCCACCGCAACACCUCUUCCCCCCUCCCCCCACCACCACCACCACCAUUUAACGGAAUGGUCUGGUUGAUAAGACCAUUUGUUUUCACCUAUUUGAAAUAAAUUCAUAGGGAUAAACAGAACAUAAGCGUGAUUCAUCUAGUACCAAUAUAGAGACCGUUACCAA
This is a messenger RNA of Rubroshorea leprosula, 516 nucleotides long. NCBI's taxonomy places the organism in Eukaryota, Viridiplantae, Streptophyta, Magnoliopsida, Malvales, Dipterocarpaceae. The record is from the annotation of a GenBank genome assembly.